Bursaphelenchus okinawaensis is the source of this 1743-nucleotide messenger RNA. Lineage: Eukaryota; Metazoa; Nematoda; Chromadorea; Rhabditida; Aphelenchoididae. The record is from the annotation of a GenBank genome assembly.
AUGACGGAUCCGUACUAUUGUCUACGUUGUUCUUCGAUUGCCAUUGGGGUGUACAACUUGGUAGGUGUAAUGGCAAUUUUUUACAAUUUCCAUUAAAUUUUUGACCGAGCUAUUAGCAACUCAAGAUUCUAUUAGGUCAGAACUUAUGAGUGUGAGUUUUCUAACGUUGAAGUCGCACGCAUUCAAAAGUUGCCAUUUUAAUAGUACUACUGGUACUCCCAAAACCCCUAAAGCUAUAAAACACAUGUAAAUAAAGUCCUUUUCAGCUGUACUGUCUAAUACAAUUUGGCAUACUGGGUUGGCAAACUCACGUUGUAAAGACGUUUCAAUGGGAAUAUGAAAACCGACAGUUACCGCCGACACAUGCGUAUGUUAACAUUACAUCUUAUAGUGAAUUUGCUUUUUAGGAUCGACGGAUUCCAAGCCAGGUUUCCUGGCCUUUACGCAAUUUACACGGAAACUCCAGAGCGACGCAAAAUUAACGGUAACAUUUUGAGGUUUUAAUGAUUCAAAAAGAAUGGCACGGUUUGAAAUCAUAAAAACAUAUAAUCCUAUGUUGGUAAACCAUCUCAAAAACUUUCAUGAACAACUUAAUAACCGCUAAUUUUCAGCAUUGUUUGUGAUAGUGCUAUUGUGUAUUGGCUGCAACUUGCUACAUCUCUUCACUACGGUGUCUAUGCUUUAUGGUGUUAUCAAAGUUAGUUUAAGUUUUGCAUUUUUUGCCAAAAAAGUCCACUCAAUCCUCUCCUAUUUUUAUAUUAUAUCUUAUCCCUACUAAUAUUACUCUACUUUCAGCGAAACCACUCGUUCAUUUGUAUCUGGUUCUUCACCGGUGCCCCUCUAAUCAUAUUAACCACCGCUUAUGCCAUCCUCUGGUGGAGUGGCGACAUCUUCAACGAACAGUUGACCGCCUCUGUCGCGGAAUUCGUCUUUUCUUUAGCCAUAAAUGGACCAUGUUAUAUUGUAGUACUAAUGUACUACUUGAGAAUCACUGGUUCUUUGACUUCGGACAAGAUCGGCAGAGGUCAACAGAAGAGGGACAAAGAUCUACCUAAAGAUGUGCCUUCGUUCUACCCCAAAAUGCCUAAGGAUCCGCCUUAUGAGAUGAAGCGGAAGCUGCGGAGGAGGGAAUCCAGAAGUCCGUUGAGGCCACAAUCCGAACCUAGAGGAAGGUAUGGUGGUGGUACUGGACAGUCAAAUCAGUAUAUGCACGAUCAGUACCAAAGAGGGAGGAAUCAGUAUCCAGCUGGGCAGUUCCAGUAUCAACAGGGUCUUCAAAACUAUAUAAACAAUCAACAAACCCGCCCUCCAUAUCAAUAUCCAAACAAAGAUUACCCUGCCCAAAGUGUACCAUUAGGUCUACCUCAACCAGACCCUUACCCUCGACCUCAACAUAGAACCAUAGAACAACAACAAUAUCCUAAUCAAAGUCAACUACAAUAUCCAAAUCAAUCAAAAAACCUACAACAAUAUCAACAAAAGUACCAACAAAACCUUCCAAAGUAUCGUGAAGAAAGUGCAAGUCAGCUUAUCGACCGGUCGAGUCGAAGGAAGAGUUCGCGACAAAGCAGAAGAUCGACCGGUCGGUCUCGUGCCACUUCUGCUGGGCCAUCUUUCACUCCAAAUUUUAAACGAAAAAGCCCUCAACGAGUGUCAUUCAACAAUCGCCCGAGGGUCUAUCAACGAACGCCUUCUGAUUCUUUGUCCAAUGGGCCCAAGUUGGAGAUACAGACUGUGAUCUAA